This is a messenger RNA of Cuscuta campestris, 817 nucleotides long. The record is from the annotation of a GenBank genome assembly. Lineage: Eukaryota; Viridiplantae; Streptophyta; Magnoliopsida; Solanales; Convolvulaceae.
AGAUGACGAUUACCACAACCACUUUGAUAUUUUAUCUCAAGAUUGUGUUCAUAUCAACCGGCGCAGGGGGUCUAGCCAUGGCAAUCAAAGCUUGGGUUCCGGUUCUCCUCCACCACCAUCUCCCCACCGUCGCCGCCUGUCUCCGGCCACCGUACCUAUAUGCCGUCAUCAACGCGAUCAUCCUCACCCUUCUUUACGCUUCUCGCUCCCAACACCCCGAAAGCCGCCGUCUUGAAGACGAUCAUAUUAUUAAGAGGGUCGAUAAUCAUAUCACCGGAGAUCGGCCGGUUUUCUCCGCCGUGAACGACGAUUCUCCCGUGACAGUGGUCAAGAACCGAGGCUGCGAAUCUAUGGCGCCUACCAAGAAAACGCAGUUCGCCGACGAACGUAAAACGGCGCUGAAACCGAAUGCCACUAUGGAAGACACGUGGGGGAUGAUCACGGAGAAGAGCCACGCGCCGCCGCAGCCCCGGAAGGGGCAGCUGAAGUCGCGGACGUUUAAGGAGAGGACGAGCUACGAGUUGCCGGCGGCGGCGAAGUGCCGGAGAGAGCCGUGGCUGAGUCAGGACGAGUUGAACCGGCGAGUGGAAGCGUUCAUCAAGAAGUUCAAUGAGGAGAUGAGGUUGCAGCGGCAGCGGUCUUUGCAGCGGCACAUGGAGAUGAUCAAUCAUGGGGCCCACUAACUUAGUUUUCGACUCCUUUUUUAAAUCAAAAGAAAAUCAAUUAAAGUGCUAAUUUAAGAUUUGGAGAUGGCUUUUCCUUUUUUUUAAAGUUUCAUAUUAUUAAUUAUGUAUUAUAUUAAAAUACUGAGCAUAUA